GUCAGUGAUCACGUCACGUGUUUCCUACUACUAUUUGCUGAAGUUUGAGAAAAGUUUGACAAGCCCGAGGAGCGUCGACAGAGAAUAUCCGGGGAUCAGAAGACUCUGACGGACACACAAACUUACGGUCCCUGUUUCCGGAGCAACUAUGGAAGCUGUCGCCCAGAAAGUGCUCACUUCCGGAUUCACUCUUGACUUGGGGCCCCUGAAAGAGCCGUUGGCGUUUAUCCGUUUGUUACAAUGGGUGUUCUCCAUAUUUGCCUUCGCUACGACUGUAGGUUACAGUGGCACAACCAGCAUCAACGUCCAGUGCAAAGGGAUUGCGAUUAGUGAAGUACACGCAGCGUUUAACUACCCGUUCAGGUUGAUGCAGCAUCCCUAUAAUGUUCCGGACUGUAAAGUCAAUCAGACCACCACCACCACUCCUUACUUCCUGACAGGAGACCACUCAUCCUCGGCAGAGUUUUUCGUCGCUAUUGGAGUAUUGGCCUUUCUUUACUGCACUGCCACCCUAGUCCUCUACUUGGGCUACCAGCACUUGUAUAGAGAAUCUAGUCGUGGUCCCCUCGUGGACCUGUUGGUGACUGCGGCCUUUGCUUUCCUGUGGUUGGCAUCAUCGUCUGCUUGGGCUAAAGGCUUGACUGAUGUCAAGUUUGCCACCAGCCCUUCAACCAUUAUACUUAUUCCUAAUGUCUGCAAGGAUUCCAUCACCACGUGCACCCAGGGCGCGAUGCCUCACAUGGGCCGACUCAACGCUUCAGUGAUCUUUGGUUUUCUUAACCUCAUCCUGUGGAGCGGUAACUGCUGGUUCAUUUACAAGGAAACACCGUUCCACAAAUCUGCCGAGCAGCCUGCAGAUGUGGAGGGGGCUGGUAGGCCAACGUAACUGCACAGCGUCCUCAUCUCAAAAGUGUCUACCAUGUAGUUUUAUUGAAAGUGUCAUUUAGGUACUAAUUGUUAGGAUAAUACUGUAGAACGUAAGAUACACAUUUCUAAAACCAACCGCCUCUUUUUUUUGCAUGGUAUUAAUUUUAUAUUUACGGCGGUGUAAUGUAAUUUCAAACGGUAGUAGACUUUGACUUAUUGGACUGAAAGCUACACAGGAAGUUAUACCAGUGGGGGAAAAAAAUGUAUUCUCAUAAAUGUUUGCAUUUUUUUAACACACACACACACACAUAUAUAUGCAUUGUUUGCUUAACUGCAGCAUCACUUUGUCAUCAUCUUAACUUUCAACACUGUUUCUCUACCAUAUUUUUGUUUCCAAACACCAAAAAAGUCUGGGUUUUGAGUGUCAGAAUAACAAAAUACCAAAUGAAUAUAAAAUAGUUGAAGUGCAUUUUUUGUUGACACAAUAUAGCCCGGAGACAAAAUUGGAGACACUCUUUCUGUUUAAUCCUAAAAUUUGAAAUAGGCAUCAAAAAUUCGUAGAUGCAAUGAUUAAACGUUAAAUAAUAUUUUUUUAAAUGAUUAAUUUGCCCUUAUGAGAUUAUUUAUAAUGUGUCCACGCAGUUUUAUUUCAACACUUUUGUGGCCUAGUCAUUUUACUGUUGUGAAAUUAGACAAAUAGCUGAAUGUCAUGUUUGUGGUGCAUAUAACUGUUAAGAGCAUGAUGGCUCUCUUUUGUUUGUUUAUUUACAUUUAAAGUUACUGCACUUAUUAGCUAAACUGUUUUUUUUCUGGACAGGAUUUGUUUUAUUUGUUCAGUUCAUGUUUAAAUCAAAGGAAAAAAAAACGGAGGUUCCCGAAAGUCUUACAGAAUUUGAAUACAACUGUUCUACACCCUUAACUAGCUGGUUACUGUUUAGCAGAGUUUAUAAAAAACUGAGUGAUUUGUACUAACUGCAUACUUUUGUUCUAUCUUGCUUUAGCCUGGCUUCUACCUCCACAUUGUUACAAGGGAAGGCAAGCUGUUUUCCCUGUUAUUGCCAUUUUUUCUUAUUUCCUUCUCUGAUAAAGCCUUGUUUGUUUAACAGUUCAAGUGUGCGCCUUCACUGUGUUGACCAAAAUGUCACAUUGAAGAGACGGGAGUUCUUAUCACAAUCCAUGAAUCUACAGUGUGGACAUUAAAUACAGUGUAUCAUUAAAAAUUAAGAACUGUA
This is a messenger RNA of Hippoglossus stenolepis (Pacific halibut), 2099 nucleotides long. It is a transcript of the gene sypl2b, whose product is annotated as synaptophysin-like 2b. Gene Ontology annotation, cellular component: synaptic vesicle; synaptic vesicle membrane. The coding region runs from base 149 to 886 and encodes 245 amino acids. Lineage: Eukaryota; Metazoa; Chordata; Actinopteri; Pleuronectiformes; Pleuronectidae. The record is from RefSeq and is a predicted model, not a curated record. The transcript has 6 exons.